Molecule: messenger RNA, 1811 nt
Organism: Somion occarium
Lineage: Eukaryota; Fungi; Basidiomycota; Agaricomycetes; Polyporales; Cerrenaceae
Source: the annotation of a GenBank genome assembly
AUGAGGCAAGUGAGUAAGAACGGAUGAUUGAUCAACGCCACGUUCUCGCCGUUCAGUUCCCGAUCACCACCUUAACCACUUUCCAAGCUAACGUCUCCAGCUCACUCAUCCUGUCAGCCUCAUUUGCCUACUAUACAACGUUUUCUAUCCUAUCUUGUGGAUUUAUUUUAGGGAGACCAUUGUGACAUCUAUCAAAGGCGGGAAUAGAUGGGCGCAUCGCAAUCUUCCGCCUCGCAGGCACCGUCACGAGGACUUCAUGUUUUACGCGUCACACCGUCUUCGCCAGCUUCUCAGACGAACAUAGAACCAUUUUUUGACUUCAUCGUUGGCUUUAAAGGGGACUCUUUAGCGGAGAACCGCACGCUCGAGGCCGCAGAGCUGGAGAAGAUUGUGGAGAGCCACGAAGGCCGAACAUUGAACCUCGUGGUGUGGAACAGCAAAAACCAAAAUACACGAAUCGUACCAAUCGUCCCGUCACGAGAAUGGUCCCUUCCACAUACGUCAAUACCUGAUCCUCAGGAGCCCGAAGCUCAACGAAAGCCCUCAUUGCUCGGCUUGAGCAUGCGAAUGUGUGAACCCGAGACGAGUCUGGACAAUGUCUGGCACGUUUUGGACGUGCUUGAAGGAAGUCCUGCGGAGAGCGCUGGCCUGGUGCCAUAUGGUGAUUGGAUCAUUGGUUGGUCUGGUGGGGUGUUAAGUGCGGAAGGCGACUUCUACGACGUGGUGGAAGCGCAUAUUGAAAAGCCAUUGCGAGUUUACGUAUAUUCGUAUGACUUCGAUACAAUCCGAGAGGUUGUUCUAGUCCCCAAUCGACACUGGGGAGGAGAGGGCCUUCUUGGAUGUGUCUUCGGGUUUGGUCUUUUACAUCGAAUACCUGCCGUGCCGGAGACCCGCGAACCAGGCUCGAUACCCGAAGAGCUACUGGAACCGCCAGACGAAUAUGAAGAACAACAACUCUUCGUCCCUGCUGAUUACGCUGAUGAACCUGAACUGCCAGAGCACGCCGAGGCGAGGAUACGCUGGGAACAAGAGGAAUGGGAACGGGAAGCUUAUGCCAGGAAUUACAUGCAUGAUUCUGCCGUCGAUCCUGCUGCUAAUCACACCUCUUCUUCUGCUUACGAUGACUCGGCUGAGUUUGACAAUGAGUCUCAUUCAACAGACAACAUUCAUAACCAUAGUCCCAUGAAGGGAUCACCGACAACGGAGGAAACGGAGGAUGAGACUGGUGAAGAGUCUUACAAAAUCCUUGCGCCGACCCCUGUGAGGCCAGCUUUGAGGCAAGACUCGGUUGAGUCAACAAUUAUCCGAAUUGCUUCCUCCCGCUCUUCGUCUUUCAGUGUUGCCAGAGCGUCGACGCCAACGCCGACUCGACCAUUUGGGUCAUUUGUGAAUGGUAUCGGCUUGAGCCCUCGCACUCUUUCGUGGGAUCAUCGCACAACCGCAUUUGAUCUCAGUGCUACCAGACAGCUUUCUAGCAGCAACUCUAGGGUGGCAAACUCAGGGCAAGCUGGUGAUGACGAUGAUGACUUGGACGGUACCUUAAGCGUCGCAGGUACCGACUUUACAGAGUUGAGCGAAACCACUUCCAACAGUCUCACCAGUGUCGAUUAGUGCGCCUUUCUCUAUUGGAUUUCGGGUUGAGGACUAAUGUGAUAUCCUAUUUCCGAGCCUUCUCCAUAUCUACCGUCAGACCUUUUGGUUGCGCCAGUUCUUCGCUCCGCCAAGGUACAGGUUCUCAGGGCUUAGAACAGGCAAACAGUGGUGGCGGGCCGCCGGCACGUCGAUAUAUGCAAUGAAUAUGCUCAUGACAU